AUGGACUAAACUUUUUUAGACAAGCAAAUAUCAACGGUUGAGAAACAAAACUUGAUCAAAGCGAAAUUGAAACGAGCUUUCACUAGAAUUGAUGAUGAUUGUUUGGAUGUGAAUGUCACCCACAAAAUAAAAAAGGAGAUCAUUAAGAAAUUUGACAAAAAUGGAAAUGUAUAAUAUAUUGAUGCUUUGAAAUUGCUUUGCUUGAAUUAUGAAAAGAAUUAUAAUAAAAACUUUGCAAACUCUGCGAAAAAUUCUGACAAAACUUCAUUUGCAGUUGUAAAUGAGAGACAAAUGAUAAAAGAAAUAGAGAAGAAUAAUAACAAUCAUAGCAAUUUUAUACAGUUGCAAGAAUAGUUUUAAAGCUAGAGAGAGUUUACUAAUGACAAAAUCAAAUUGAUAGAUGGAUAUAAAGGUUUUAAUGAUGAAAAACCUGGCAUAUCUGAAGUACAAUAAAGAUCUAGUACUGUACAUGAUCGAUAAAAAAGAAAAAAUUACAGAAUAGAAGCAGUGGAUGUAAACAGUCAAAAGUAUUUUUCUAAUUAAAGAGGAGUGAUUCCCAGAGCAUUAGAUGUUAGCAAUUUGAAUAAAAUGGCAUCUAAUAAUAGCUAAUCAUCUCAUUUUGAUGAGCAUCACUAUCUGUAAAAAGUGCUAAAUAUUAUUAAAAAGUAUCAGGUUAAUCCAUAGAAAUUUAAUAGGGUUCGAUUCGAAAUGUUUAGGGAAGAUAAGUAAAUGACAAAUGAAAUUUAGUCUAACACAUUUAAAAUGAUUUACAAAAGAUUGGGUAUCAAAACAAACAUCAACGAUGAAAAAGAUAUAUUUAUGCUCUUACAGUAGAAUGUUUCUGGUCCUAACUUGAUAAACUUAGGCCAGCUAAAUAAGUUGGUCCUACUCUAUGCAUAGCAGUUUUAUAGGCAGAAACCUGUUCAAACAAUUAACAUUGAUUAGUUUUUCGAGUAAGUUUAAGGAAAGCUUAGAAGAGCAUUCAACAGUUCUUAUGAUGCGUUCAGGUUCUUUAAUUUACAGUAAAAUGAAUUCAUUAGAAUUGAACCUUUUUACUUUUGCCUCAAGUAUUUCAAUCUUGACUUUUCCAUUAAUGACUGCUAACUCUUAUUUUAAAAAGUAGACACAGAAUUUUCUAUGCUAUAUGGAGAUGCAAAAGUCUCAGAUUAUAUGGCUCUAAGCAGCUAAGUUAAUGAUAUGUUUAGAAUUAGUUAGGAUAAUUAGCAGCAACCUCAAGAUGAUAAGACAUUUAUCAAGUUGCCAUUGACUAAUGAUGAGAUUAUGGACUAUCCUUACUUUUUCAAAAUGAGGAAAAAUAACUUACAGCUCAACUAAAAGAAAUUAAAGAUGCUUAAUCAAAGGCAACCAAAGAGGGCAUUAUCAAUCAUAGAUGGAAAUAAUUCUUCGAUUAUAAUGAACAGGCAAAGACAGAAUUAAACGCCUCUAUCGAACAUUAAACAAGGCACUUUCUAAUCUUCAAGUAAAAAGAGCGAUUUUGAUAAUAAUUCAAUGGAUUCAGGUCAUCCUGGCUUUUUCUCAUAAAGAAAAGCAUAGGUGGUUGAUGGUGUUAUAGAUAGUUUGCUGAAGAAUUAAUACAUGAAUGAGUAUGUGAUAUAAAGACAAGUAGAUGAUAGAGAGAUUUACCUCAACUAAAGAUUGUAGAGUUGCAAGCCAGUUUUUAAGAAUUUCUUGGAUAAUAAUGCGAAUAUACUAAGAAGAGAAAAAUAGAUUGUCAAGAUGAAACAGUUUAAAGAGAGAGAAAAAUAAGAGGAAGAGAUUCAGUACAAUCUUAAAUAAACUUUAGAAAACUUCAAACAUAGAACUUUUGACCCAGAUGCACUUAUUAAGAAUAGACCUGUCAAAUCAAUAAAGAGAUUGAUGGAAAAUUAUCAUCCUAAAAUGAGUGCAAGCAUAAGUUAAGGAGGAUCAAGAUCUAAUUCUAUAGUAAUCGAUGAUCAAGAAAAACACCAAGCUGCUUUCCCGAUUGACCAGAUUAUUGAAUCAGGCUCAUCAAAGAUUUAAGAUUAACAGCGAGAGACUACAUAUAUUGACCCUAAGACUCUAUUUAAAUUAAAGUCACAAAACGAUAGAAGUAAUUUGAAAAGUUCUUUAAGUAAAACCAGAUCAAAUAUUUCACAACUUAAAUGA
Stylonychia lemnae is the source of this 2148-nucleotide messenger RNA. NCBI's taxonomy places the organism in Eukaryota, Ciliophora, Spirotrichea, Sporadotrichida, Oxytrichidae. The record is from the annotation of a GenBank genome assembly.